CGCCGGAUCGUCAAGCUUGAGUCUAAUUGACCUAGAUCCUCUUCGGCCUGAGGAGCCGAGAUUCUCAAGCCACAACAUGCCAGAUUGUCUGCGGACCGUUACUUUACUUACAUCCAGCCACAAAGUCAAUUCAGUCUUCCUUUACACACCAUUGAACUGGUCGUGUAGCUGUUUGCGGAAACUCUCUUCAGACGACAGAGUUGGUUCAGCCUUGACUAUACGAUGCGGGCGGGGUCGAUUCACGCCCAGAAACUUUUUUUCAUAUGAACAUGACGACUGUUCUAUCCCACGACAUGUGAUGGACUGAAGGCCUACUCGUAUCAAAAUGGUUUGACAAGGCGCCCUGCUCGACUUCGAAUUCAUCAUAUAUCUGCCUCCGUAGAUACUCGGUCUCAGAAC
Molecule: messenger RNA, 399 nt
Organism: Aspergillus piperis CBS 112811
Lineage: Eukaryota; Fungi; Ascomycota; Eurotiomycetes; Eurotiales; Aspergillaceae
Exons: 2
Coding region: 77-307 (76 amino acids)
Source: RefSeq, a predicted model, not a curated record